AUGGCAAUUUUCACUGCGUCGAUGACAAAUAGCUCGACAACUUACACACGAUUUUCUACAGCUGAAGUUGUUUCUUUGACACCAGAGUAUGGUCCAACUUCCGGCGCAGAAACCGAAGUGACAAUUCACGGUUCUGGGUUUCCUACCGCAGUUAUCGGAGGCGGAGGGAAAAGCCAUGCUGCGGCGUGUCGAUUUGGUGUAUCGAGUACAUCAGAUUAUCGUUUUCCGUUUGAUGGUUGGGUGCCGGCUGUAGCUGUGAGUAGCACACGGAUUAUUUGCACGGCUCCACCAUCUUUGCGAGCCUCGUUGACAGAGCGUGAAGGUCCUUCUAUCAACGGUGUAGCGGAGAUCGAGAUAUCUUUUGAUGGUUACCCAUCGAAUAACCUGACUGAUAGUGAUGGAUUGUUUCAAAGUUCACUGUGGUCCAAAGACCACGUUGUCUUCCGGUAUUAUGCCGUGCCUGAUACUGUAAGUGUCCUCUCAGACGGAAAAUAUCCCGCUGAUGUGAUGGUUACAGGGGAGGCUCCUGAUCAAACUGCUUCAAUCUUAACCUUCAUUGGUGGAAGUUUCAUUGAUUCAGGAAUGAUCACCUGCCGCUUCAAUCUGGAUACAAGCUCUGACCAGAGUGCUUCAUAUAUUUCUGUGACGCGGUUUACUUGUCCGGUGUGCCAAACUCACCUAAUUCUUGGCAAAGUGAGGUGCUACCCUCACGGACUUGUGAGCACUGACAUGUAUCAUCCUAUGCCGUGGUUGUCAGAUAAUAAUCCAAGAACUGCGAAGCUAUCGUUCUCUUUGAAUGGCAGGGACUUUCACGUUUCAGUCAGAACUCUUAAGAUAUUUGGCCAGCCACAUCACCUUAAGUUUUUACACCAACGUGCGCCUUCGCAACUUCAAUAUGGUUCUGCGGAGAACUCUGUGGGACGCAUGACCCUCGAUCCACUCGAACUGGUGACUGCUGACCUGAGCGGGCACACCGUUCAAAACGACUUUGGCCUCGGUGGAACUCGAGGGUUUACGGCGAGUGUGGCACUUAACACCUCAGCGUCUUCUGUGAACAGUCAUCCGAUAAACCUGAUUGAAUAUACCGCGAUAGGAUCCACGGUUGAUGGAGCUUUAACACUAGCACCCCAGUUUAGUCGUGCACCUUUUUUUGGCGAUUACCAUGUUAACUUUGAACUACAAGAUUGCACACUUGCUGGAGAAUGUGUCGACAUGCCCGGUACCAGUACUUUGAUCGUGUCUGUGAUGCCUGGUGUCGCCACGCAAAUAUUAUCCCACCCAGGACAUGUUUCAUCUUCUGAACUAACUUCACUCUGGAUUCCUGAUGACGCGAGCAUUAAGUAUGCAUCCGCCUUCGUAAAGCUGGAUGCGUAUUAUGUUGAUGUCAGGGAUGCAGGUGCGAACUUUGUCGGUGACCUUGACAGCCUAAGUCACUUCAUCAGCGUCAGCAGUACGACCAGCCAGCUGAAACACAACGGUGGGGGUUUAUUGGAGGAGCGACUGACGGGAGCCGAACUCGUCGGGAAGAGGACUUCGGGGUCAUUAAGUGGUACAGCAGAGUUUCAUGAUCUCAGUUUAACUAGCCAGAAACCAAGUGGAGAUCGUAUUCCUGGAGUAGCGAGCACACUCAGGUUCGGGACAGCCUCUCGUGGCAACUCAGGGACUGAUGAAAUAUACAUCUUACAAUUUUUUGCUGAGUUGCCAAGUCUCGCUAGCGGUGCAAUAGCCACAUCUGCUUCAAAGUUAAAGUUAGUUCCAGGCGAGGCGUCUUACCUGAACAUUUCAGAUUAUGCGGACGUCACCAUUAUUUGCAACACGCCUGAAGUUCCUAUUUCGGAAUUAAUUACAGUCAACCUUUUUGAUGGUGGCAAUAACAAGCUCACCACUGUUGACACUCUACAUCAAACCGUCACAGUACGUCCUCACGGUUUAACUGCUCUUGAUUUCACUGGAAACGUAGCUGUAACAGACCUGACUGGGCAAGGGGAGUGGCACUUUCCUGCAUCUUCCAUCUAUCUUGUGUGCGAAUUCGCAGGAUCAUAUGGCCUACAGUUCGUUUCACAUACUGUCACACCAACUGUUCAAGUGAUAAACAUGAUCAAAGGCACGUACGGAUUUCAAUGGCACGCUGUCCAAAUUGGAAGGUGGGCCAACCUAUCUGCCUCCAACUCAGUCCCCAUAGGUUCGUUCAAGUUGGAGGUGCUCGAUGGAGCGGGUAAUUUGAUGGGAAUUGAUGAUCGUUACAUCGCGAACAUGCAGUUCCCGGUGAACCGGCUCGUGCAUUGUUCAUCAACGACAGUAAAUCUAACGGGCGUGAACGAAGCAAACACGGCUGGAUCUGGCGUUGCAGCAUUUUCAGGACUGAACAUGGUCCGGCCAACUGCUGGUUCCCAUGUGAUCAGUUGCACUGAGCAUGCAAUCAUCAUACAUCAAAUUCCGCUUACAAUAUCGGCUUCUGAAGCUGAUUUCGUAUUUUUAGAGGGUGGUAAUUUCACUGUCUCUGUUGUUCCAGGAGAUCCUGAUGCGUUGCAGGUGCUGGCGGCCAGCGCACUUCCGAACCCACUGGUCGAUUAUUCCAUAU
Micromonas pusilla CCMP1545 is the source of this 2581-nucleotide messenger RNA. RefSeq lists its product as uncharacterized. The record is from RefSeq and is a predicted model, not a curated record. The annotation marks the transcript as partial. Lineage: Eukaryota; Viridiplantae; Chlorophyta; Mamiellophyceae; Mamiellales; Mamiellaceae. The transcript has a single exon.